AUGGCGGGGACCUCGUGGGGCCUCCGCCGCUCGUCGAGUGCGGCAGGGCGGUUGACGACGUCGCCACGAAGAUGCUACACGCCGGGAUCGGCGACGCCUGCAGAUGAGGCGGAGCAGGACAAGGCACUGCGCGAGGGCGUGCUGCGCGGAUUCGACCAGAUGCACUCCCUCGAGCGGAUGGAGGUGGAGGGCAAGGCCACCCUUCCCGACAGCCAAUCUGGCGUCUCCCUCAUCCUCCAGGGCAGCGGCAAAAUCUUGCAGGUGAAGGUGGACCAGGAGGUGGCAGACAACGUGGAGAAUGUCGAGAAGCUCUUUGUCGCUGCAUCACAGAACGCACGGCAGAAGAUCGCCGACCGCAUCAACAGUCUGCUGGCCGCCUCUCACCAGUAG
Acanthamoeba castellanii str. Neff is the source of this 390-nucleotide messenger RNA. RefSeq lists its product as uncharacterized. The coding region runs from base 1 to 390 and encodes 129 amino acids. The record is from RefSeq and is a predicted model, not a curated record. Lineage: Eukaryota; Discosea; Longamoebia; Acanthamoebidae. The transcript has 3 exons. Gene Ontology annotation, molecular function: DNA binding.